This is a messenger RNA of Penicillium alfredii, 1476 nucleotides long. RefSeq names its product putative diacylglycerol O-acyltransferase (DgaT). The transcript has 4 exons. Gene Ontology annotation, molecular function: diacylglycerol O-acyltransferase activity. Gene Ontology annotation, cellular component: endoplasmic reticulum membrane. The coding region runs from base 1 to 1476 and encodes 491 amino acids. The record is from RefSeq and is a predicted model, not a curated record. Lineage: Eukaryota; Fungi; Ascomycota; Eurotiomycetes; Eurotiales; Aspergillaceae. Gene Ontology annotation, biological process: triglyceride biosynthetic process.
AUGGCCUCACAGGCUGAAGAGACGAGCCCAGCUCAUGAGCUGGAGACUUCCAAAUCAACAAAAGCAAAUGCGGCUGCUUCGACUGGCGAGACAUCUGUGCUGACCAAGCCCCGACGCAGUAAAUAUCGCCAUGUCGCGGCCUAUCACUCGCAGGUGCGACAUUCCAGCCUCAGCCGAGACGCCGAUUGGACGCCCAGUUUUCUUGGGUUUCGCAAUCUCAUGGUGCUGGUGCUUGUGGCGAUGAAUCUACGGUUGAUCAUUGAGAAUUUUAUGAAAUAUGGGGUUCUAAUCUGCAUUAAAUGCCAUGACUACCGCCAGCGGGACAUUGUACUCGGGUCGAUUCUGUUUGCCUUGGUCCCAUGCCAUUUAUUUACUGCAUAUAUCAUCGAGUUGGCUACUGCGGGAGCCGCUAAAAAGACGGUCGGUCAGCCAAAGAAAACAGACGAAGAAAAAGAACAUGACCAGCAAGUGUUUCGGUCCACAUGGCGGUACACAGCCUUUCUUCACACGUUGAACGCCACGCUCUGUCUGGCAGUGACGAGUUUCGUGGUGUACUUUUACAUCCACCACCCGGGCAUUGGAACCCUCUGUGAGCUACAUGCGAUCAUCGUCUGGCUGAAGAUCUGCUCGUACGCAUUUACGAACCGAGAUCUUCGUUUGGCACUACUCAAUCCAUCCAGUGAUCCUGGCCUGCCCGAGAUCUACGCCUCGUGUCCCUAUCCUAGGAACAUCACCAUUGAGAACCUGUGCUACUUCUGGCUUGCGCCGACACUCGUCUACCAGUCGGUCUAUCCACGGACCUCGUCAGUGCGGUGGUCAUUUGUUGCGAAACGCCUGGCCGAGUUUGGGGGUCUCUCGGUGUUCAUCUGGCUCCUCUCGGCGCAGUAUGCAGCCCCGGUUCUGCGCAACUCGAUUGACAAGAUCGCUGUCAUGGACAUCGCCUCCAUCUUAGAGCGGGUUAUGAAGCUGUCUACGAUCUCGCUGGUUAUCUGGCUUGCGGGGUUCUUCGCACUCUUCCAGGCUCUGCUGAACGCCUUGGCCGAAGUGAUGCGGUUCGGCGACCGCGAGUUCUACACGGACUGGUGGAACAGCUCCAGUCUGGGAGUGUACUGGCGGUCUUGGAAUCGGCCAGUAUAUCUUUUUAUGAAACGACAUGUAUAUUCGCCGCUGGUGGGCCGCGGCUGGAGUCCAUUGGCCGCCAGCGGGAUGGUGUUCCUGUUGUCGGCCAUCCUCCACGAGAUGCUGGUUGGGAUUCCCACUCACAACUUUAUUGGUGUAGCUUUUGUCGGGAUGCUGUUUCAAUUACCACUCAUAGCUGUCACCGCACCCUUGGAGAAGAUGCGCGACCCUCUUGGCAAGGUCAUUGGCAAUUGCAUUUUCUGGGUGAGCUUUUGCUUAGUUGGACAGCCGCUGGGAGCUCUGCUCUACUUCUUUGCCUGGCAGGCCAAGUAUGGCAGCGUCAGCCGAAUGCGCUAA